Messenger RNA from Cajanus cajan (pigeon pea), 1635 nucleotides. RefSeq names its product putative serine/threonine-protein kinase PIX13. The record is from RefSeq and is a predicted model, not a curated record. Gene Ontology annotation, biological process: protein phosphorylation. NCBI's taxonomy places the organism in Eukaryota, Viridiplantae, Streptophyta, Magnoliopsida, Fabales, Fabaceae. Gene Ontology annotation, molecular function: ATP binding; protein kinase activity.
AAUCAUCCUCGCAUUAAAGUUUUGCCUUUUCCUGUACCAGAUGCAUAUCCUAUAGGCCAAACCAAAGCUAAUUUCAAUUAUUGACGCCAAAGCAAAAGGAAAGAAUACUGGGCAUGCGUUGAAGAAGCAAGAGUUAAUGGUUUGCUUUCAUCCAUCGGAGCCACACAACUGAAAAAUUCUUCUUUCUGCACCUUACAAUGGGAAAUUGCUGGGGUUCUCGACCUCACAACCCAACCCCAACAACCACCGGUAACCUUAGUACAGCUACACCGGGGACAUCUCAGUCCAUCAGCAGCAGCAGCUAUACUACUACUACAACAACUACAACCACCACUACUUCUUCUGGAAGUGGGAACAGCUCCAUAAAUAGCAAGUUCUCCGUGUCCAGCGGUGUUCAACCUUAUUCAAAUGGACAGAUCUUACCUACCUCUAAUUUGAGGGUCUUCACUUUUGCGGAGUUGAGGGCUGCAACUAGGAAUUUCAGGGCUGAUACAGUGCUUGGGGAGGGAGGGUUUGGAAAAGUUUUCAAGGGUUGGCUUGAAGACAAGACCUCGUCAAAGGCUGGGGGAAGUGGAGCAGUCAUAGCCGUCAAAAAAUUGAACUCCGAAAGCGUACAAGGAGUUGAGGAGUGGCAGUCCGAAGUACAUUUUCUAGGACGCCUUUCUCAUCCUAAUCUUGUUAAGCUGUUGGGAUACUGUUUUGAGGACCCAGAGCUUCUUCUUGUCUAUGAAUUUAUGCAAAAGGGCAGUUUGGAAAACCAUCUAUUUGGAAGGGGCUCUGCUGUUCAACCACUUCCUUGGGACAUCAGGCUUAAGAUAGCAAUUGGAGCAGCUCGUGGCCUUGCAUUCUUGCACACAUCCGAGAAAGUAAUUUACAGAGACUUCAAGGCCUCCAAUAUAUUGCUUGAUGGGUCUUAUAAUGCAAAGAUAUCAGACUUUGGCUUGGCAAAAUUGGGUCCUUCAGCUAGUCAAUCGCACGUGACCACAAGGGUGAUGGGCACAUACGGUUAUGCAGCUCCUGAGUAUGUGGCCACAGGGCAUCUAUAUGUAAAGAGUGAUGUAUAUGGGUUUGGAGUGGUUUUGGUGGAGAUACUAACAGGGCUACGAGCACUUGAUCCCAACCGUCCAAGUGGGCAACAUAAUCUAACAGAGUGGGUCAAACCAUACCUGUAUGAGAGAAGAAAAUUGAAGAGCAUUAUGGAUUCUCGUUUGGAAGGGAAAUUUCCAUCGAAAGCAGCAUUUCGUAUAGCUCAGCUUGCUUUGAAAUGUAUUGCAUCUGAGCCCAAACAGCGGCCAUCAAUGAAGGAAGUUUUGGAGAGUUUGGAGCGAAUUCAAACUGCGAAUGAGAAACCUGCAGAGCCUAAAUUCCGCUCCACUAAUACCCGUCAAGCUCACCAGGCUGUGCACCAUCGUUCUCCACUUCAGGACAGUAGUUACUAGUAGUUUAGUUUGUCUUGAGAAAACUAAUCCAGCUUAAUUAUGAAUGCCAUGGUAGAGAGCCCCUUGGUUGUGUUAUUUGUCUCUCCAUUCAAGAGUUUGCUAGUUGUUCAUUAUGUAUUUCUUGGAGUCAAAGAUUUGUACGGUAAAUCAUAUAUUAAUACUAUAAAGUGUAAAUGUUAUCAUGUGUUUUGAUUGA